CGCACUGUGCCCUUCCUGGUCAGUCAUAACAACAGUGAUUAUCAACAGUGAUGGCGGCCGCUGCUCGGUUCUUCGUCCGCGGUGCACAACACUCCAAACUCUCCCUCUCCGGUGUUGGCACCGGACCCGGGACUCACAGCUCUUUUGCAGCCACCGUGCUCAAAUUGUCGCCGAGCUCCAACUCACGUACAAAAACACAACGCAGACAUGCGGCGCACUUUGCCUUUCAGCCUGACCCCGAACCCACACAGUACGGUCCUACCCAGAAGAUGAACUUGUUUCAGUCGGUAACAAGUGCCUUGGACAACACUCUCGCCAAUGAUCCAACAGCAGUCAUCUUUGGGGAAGACGUUGCCUUUGGUGGAGUAUUCCGAUGCACAGUCGGUCUGAGAGACAAAUAUGGUAAGGACAGAGUCUUCAACACUCCCCUUUGUGAGCAGGGGAUUGUGGGAUUCGGUAUUGGUGCAGCUGUUGCUGGUGCCACAGCCAUCGCUGAGAUCCAGUUUGCUGACUACAUCUAUCCUGCUUUUGACCAGAUAGUCAAUGAAGCAGCCAAGUACCGCUACCGCUCUGGCAACUUGUUCGACUGCGGCAACCUCACCAUUCGGGCUCCGUGGGGGUGUGUCGGCCACGGGUCACUUUACCACUCUCAAAGCCCGGAGGCCUUCUUCGCCCACUGCCCUGGCAUCAAGGUUGUAAUACCUCGUAGUCCAGUGCAGGCCAAGGGGCUGCUCCUCGCCUGCGUGGCUGACCCGAACCCCUGCAUAUUCUUUGAGCCCAAGAUCCUGUACAGAGCAGCAGUGGAGCAGGUUCCCGUGGAGCCAUACACCAUCCCACUCUCGCAGGCCGAGGUCCUACAGGAAGGAAGUGAUGUCACUCUGGUUGCCUGGGGGACACAGAUCCAUGUGAUGCGGGAGGUGGCCAAUAUGGCUCAAGAGAAACUGGGAGUGUCCUGCGAGCUCAUCGACCUACAGACCAUCCUGCCCUGGGAUGAGGAAACUGUUGUUAAGUCGGUGGUGAAAACCGGACGUUUGCUCAUCAGUCACGAAGCACCAAUAACCGGAGGCUUUGCUGCUGAAAUCAGCUCUACAGUACAGGAGCAGUGCUUCCUUAACCUGGAGGCUCCCAUCAGUAGGGUCUGCGGUUAUGACACCCCCUUCCCUCACAUCUUUGAACCCUUCUACAUCCCAGACAAGUGGAAGUGCUUUGAAGCAAUUAAGAAGAUGAUCAACUACUGAACCCGUCAGAGCCAACUUCUGGUAGCCCUGAACUCCACGCUCUCUCCUUUUCCUCUUCCUUCAUCAAAUCAGUGGAGAGCAGCCAGGAAAAGACACUUUGUUGACCAUCCAAUCAGGAAGCAGCAUCCAGAUGGGCUCCAUGUCCCCCUGGUGUCUUCCAGUACAAAGACUGUUACAGCACCUCUGCAUUAGUGAACCUCAUUCUGCUACGAAGGGAAAAAAUGACUUGAUCCGCUCUACAUGGUGAAGCUCUGCUUUGGUGUCGACACAUAAUCUGAUUUCCUCUUAAAUAAGUUGGAUACUGUUGGGAAAGCUGUCAGCUGUCUCUCUCUCUGUGCUGUUAUCUUUGAUUGACUGUGUCCAGCUCUGCUCUAAUCUUUAUUUAGUUUGACAUUAACUGAAUCUUAUAUUGUACCUAUAUAGUGUAUCUUUGGUUUUUAAGGAAAAUAAAGUAAUCCGAAUUGGUGAAAACA
This is a messenger RNA of Sebastes umbrosus (honeycomb rockfish), 1711 nucleotides long. It is a transcript of the gene bckdhb, whose product is annotated as branched chain keto acid dehydrogenase E1 subunit beta. Gene Ontology annotation, biological process: response to nutrient; branched-chain amino acid catabolic process. The coding region runs from base 51 to 1238 and encodes 395 amino acids. NCBI's taxonomy places the organism in Eukaryota, Metazoa, Chordata, Actinopteri, Perciformes, Sebastidae. Gene Ontology annotation, molecular function: catalytic activity. The record is from RefSeq and is a predicted model, not a curated record. The transcript has 11 exons.